Messenger RNA from Elaeis guineensis (African oil palm), 2032 nucleotides. RefSeq lists its product as uncharacterized. The record is from RefSeq and is a predicted model, not a curated record. NCBI's taxonomy places the organism in Eukaryota, Viridiplantae, Streptophyta, Magnoliopsida, Arecales, Arecaceae.
AUAGGACCCUCCCACUUUCUCUUUCUAGAAUGUAGAGCUACUGACCACAAUUCUCCUUCUUAUAGAAGAAUCUCCUGUGGGUUUUGUCGUCGACUCCUUCCUCUCGAAGUUUCGAUCUUUGAAGCUUCGUCUUCAGCCCGCGGCUCCCCCGAACUCCUCUCCUCCUCCUCUUUUCCUCGGUUCCAGUGAAUCCCUCGGUCUCCGUAAUGGAUCUCGGCUAAAGUUCCCAUUUUGUUUUCAUACGGCCAUCACCUCUUUGACGCAUCCUGGGAUUCCCGCGGUCCCGAUCCCCAAAUCAUCCGCUCCUUUGGAUCGAACGACAGAUGUCACUCCGCUGGUGAGAUCCCUCUAGAAAUCAGGCAGAUAGAUGCGAUGGAGCGAUCACAGAUGUCGGAUGGGGCGGGGUCCGUGGUCGCGAUCGAGUGCGUGGGGGGGAGCUCGAAGGCGGAGGAGUGGGGCGGGGACGUGCCGCAGACGGGGGAUGUGGUGGAGGAGAUCGCGAUCGGGGGAUCGCCGGCGGUGCGCGCGCCGUUCAAGGGCGGGAGAGGUGGGGUCCAGAAGCUCCUCCACUCCGCGUUCAAGCGCCGGGAGACCUCGAUCGCCGUCCGGGUCCGCCGGGGCCAAGAGGAGGCCGUGGAGCUGCAGGCCUGCAUCGUCCCCCACGAGGCCGCCGGCCGGCGCCAGUACGUGCUCCGAUCCAUCCACGACCCCAACUACGCCGUCGGAUUCGUGGAUCGCUCCGAGAACGAGUGCAUCGCGUUGCAAGGUUCAAGGAACUCGAGGGUGGUCUGUGCAUUAAACAACGCUCAGCUCCAGGAUGGAUAUGUACCGUAUCCUUGGGAGAAAAAGCUGAGCGAAUCACUUCCCAUGUCGAACACGAGCUGCUUCCUCUCCAUGCUCAUCCUUCCCAAGGCACUGGAUCCAGCUGCCUCUCGUUACGACUCCAUUGAGGAAACCUUGGCCCGAGCAAACGCUUGGUUCAAUUCCUCUCAGGCCUCAGGAGUCCCGAUUGUGUUCAUGAACGUCCAGACAGAGGCUCUACUUACCAAGAUAUCCGGAGAGACAGCAUCAUCAACCGUGAAUACAGGAUCGCUGUCCGACCUUUCACAUCUUGCGAAUGCUAGCCUUUACGGGUUCGAGGACUACCACGGGGUGGAUAUCGGGGUGGUGAAGGCAGUUCGGCUUUGGUACACCCCAACUGCUGGAGAAAUGCCAGUAGAGAUUAGACUUCGAGAAGGUGACACCAAGCUGGGUUUUGCCAUCAGUCGCACUGACGAGGGUUUUAUCUACAUAUCUUCUGUAAUUGACGACGAAAACGACAAUACCGUGGCUUCAACACGAUCAGGGAUCAGAUAUCUGUACAGAGAGGCAACAAAAGCAUCGAAGCUUUUGGUGAUCUCAAGGGUAGCCAAUGAGAAAGUUCUCCCUUGGAUGGUGUCUUCCUUGGGAGCCGUCCGGUGUUUUGACACCGUCUCGCUCAGCCAGAAACUCUCACUUCAUCGCCAUGCAUUGCGGCCCAUCGUAAUCCAUGUGCUUAUGUGGGAACGACCUUCCAGCAGCGCAGUUGCUCGGUAUAAGUUUACAACACGAUCUUCCGUGCCACCGCCACGGCCGCCGCCACCAGUAGCUGAACUUUCAGAGAGCCUAGCUUUUGGUGAUGCAUCAGAGAUGAGGCUAGAGAGGGACACUGCAGGGAGCAUGUCGUUCAGAUUUCAUGAUUUCUCCCUGCCAAGCAACUGGGUGUGACUCUGGUGAUUUUGCGUUUGUUUCUAUAUGUUUGUGAUUAUAUGAGGUCUGUGUCAGGGCCAACGUGUUACAUUCGGAAGGAGCUUCAUUGGACGAAACCUUAGCGGGGUCUUGACGUCAUCCGAAUUGCAACAUAUGAAUUCGAGUAUGGCCAUCAUCACGGUGCUGCGUUACUCACAUGGGGAAAGUUGUACCGGACCAAUGUUGUGAUAGUAGGGAAAGUAUAAUAUGAAAAAACAAUAAAAAAUAAAAACGUGGAGAUGCCUAUCUUGUCGAUUUCGUUUCU